Metschnikowia bicuspidata var. bicuspidata NRRL YB-4993 is the source of this 1593-nucleotide messenger RNA. RefSeq lists its product as uncharacterized. The record is from RefSeq and is a predicted model, not a curated record. Bases 221 to 1435 code for a protein of 404 amino acids. NCBI's taxonomy places the organism in Eukaryota, Fungi, Ascomycota, Pichiomycetes, Serinales, Metschnikowiaceae. Gene Ontology annotation, cellular component: mitochondrion. The transcript has a single exon. Gene Ontology annotation, biological process: rRNA methylation. Gene Ontology annotation, molecular function: RNA binding; RNA methyltransferase activity.
GCUGACUGGAGCGCGUACGCAUGGGAAAACGUAGACCAUGAUGCCAAAUUUUGUAUCUUUUUAUCGGUUCAUUACGUCUAUGGUUUUUCUCAAGUCUAUUAAAGUGCCAGGUUUGAAGAUAAAAGCGAAAAAAAAAAAAAAAGUCGGAGAUGGCGGACCAAGUCUUCGCGCAGAAGGUCACUGAUAUACGGGAAACUCAAGAUCCAUAUCAUUCUAUUCCAUGCGUAACUACCACACGAGUAGUAUACUCAAAGCCAUCAGACCUGCCUUCAAGUCGAGGGACAGCAGAGGGGGUGUCAGAAGUUUCGAUAAAAACUUUGACGCAAGUGGUGCCAAGAAAGAAAUCAAAAUUUGGGAUCAAAAAGGCAUCUCGAAGCAUGAAUUUUUCAUAAGAAAGUACGGUAACAUAUCCCCGGAGGAACGCAAAAGACUCGACGAGAAAGUUGAGAAACAGAGGUUUCUCCGUGAACAACGCAAACGGCACGAAAGAGGAGAUAGCUAUGACCGCCCGAGAAGAGAAACCAUCUCGCUAAACCCACUAUGCGAGUACAUCUUUGGUACUCACUCUGUGAUAUCCGCAUUAACGGCAGGAAAGAGAGAAGCGUUUAGCACUCUUUAUAUUCACAACAUAAAGGAGCAUACAGAAAAAAUCCUCGGAUUGGCUAAAAAAUUCGGUGUGAGGGUCGUAGAAAAGAAAUCUAAGGGAGAAUUAAACACCCUCAGCUCGAAUGGAGUUCAUAAUGGUGUCGUCUUAGAGACUAAGCCAUUAAUAUUACCCGAGAUUGCAUCUUUAACCAAUAACUUUGAUGGAAUUUCUGGUUCAUACGAAGUGAGUCUUAUCGAUGAUGCUACAAAUGGUGAAAUCAAGAGGAUGAAUGAUAUAGUGAGAAGCGCUCAAUCCAGUUCAGGAAACUUUCCGCUUGGAAUCUAUGUGGAUGGUGUGACUGACCCACAAAAUCUUGGCAACAUAGUGAGAUCAGCGUAUUAUCUUGGGGCAGAUUUCAUGGUAGUACCAGAGUCUGAAACAGCACGGCUUGGCCCAGUAACUGCCAAAGCAGCAGCAGGGGCGCUUGAUUUAUUCACAAUUUACAAAACAAAUAGUUCUCUUGAGCUUAUCGACUCUGCGAAAAAAAAUGGCUGGAGUAUAGUAAGCACAAGCUCGAGAGAACGGGAAGAUGAUCUUGGUGAUAUGAAAUCAAAUCAUCGCCGGCACGUCGCAGGAAAAUACAUUGAUCAAAACGAAUUGCCUCGUAUAAUGAGUGCAGCGCCGAUGUUGAUUGUUUUAGGAAGCGAGGGGGCGGGGAUUAGGACCAAUAUUAAGUUGAGGUCUGACUUUCUUGUGGGAUGGAAGAAAGGAAGGUUGGGGCAGAGUUCAAUAGAUUCGAUGAAUGUCGCUGUGGCCGCCGGGCUCAUAAUAGCCAAAAUCUUGGAAUAGAUAAUAAGUGAAUUUUAUUCAAUAAUUCUUUUGACAUGAAUUCCCAAACUGACAUGGAUGCUAGUGAACUGUCGCGAUCUUUUCUUACCCGGUUGUUAGGUUUUGAAAAUGAUGCAAUUAAAUAUUGUAUGGCUCCCACCUUCCCUCCAAUCUAAGAU